Molecule: messenger RNA, 657 nt
Organism: Aphanomyces astaci
Lineage: Eukaryota; Oomycota; Saprolegniomycetes; Saprolegniales; Verrucalvaceae
Exons: 2
Coding region: 1-657 (218 amino acids)
Source: RefSeq, a predicted model, not a curated record
AUGAAAUUCACCCUCCUAUCCGCUACCACCGCCGCCGUCGCUUUUGCCUCCAGCAAAUAUGACGGCAAGCGGCUCAUUCGGCUCUCAGCCAACCACUCCGAGUGGUUGACCGACGACCAAGUGGAGGACUUAGCCCUCCGCGACAUCGGGUUCUUGGACGACACCGAUAGCGAGUGGACCCGCGUGUUCGAAUUGGGGGUGGCUCGCCAGGCCCAGAAAAGCACCCCCCAUGGACGUCUGCGCGGGUCCAGGGCAGUGGCGGCGGAGUAUGCGAAGGCCAACACAUCCGUGUACGCCCAGAUGCAGCAGGACAUGACGGGUUACGUCCGCCCUGGCACGACCCCCGUCGUGAAUUUGAUCUCCGACUUCAUCAACGAGAACCUCAACACGUUCUUGGAGAUGCUCAUCGCGACCUACGUGGGCCUCCCCGUGUCCCGUUCAGUGUGCGGCUACUACUGCUCGGACCAUUUCGCGUGGAACGUGACGGGGUACCCCUCAUCGUAUCCGUUUGAAACCGAGUUGAAGGACAAAAACCCAUACAUGCACUCCCAAAACGACACGAUCGCCACCAUCGAUUUUAACCAUAUGGCCGAUUUCACCAAGCUCUCGAUUGCGUACGUUGUUGAGCUGACUCAGGACAGCACCACGUCAUGCUAA